AUGAGCCGCCGCGCCCCCUCCGGCCGCCCCAGGCGCCUGAACUCCACCAGCGGCGCCCCGUCGCCCGCGCCCGAGGAAAUUUACGAGCAUCUUUUGGAAACCCCGGUCACUCGGGAGCAAUUAAACCACUAUCGGAAUGUGGCUGAAAACGCCCGAAGUGAACUUGCAGCAACUUUGGUCAAAUUUGAAUGUACUCAGUCUGAGCUUCGAGACCUCCGAUCCAAAAUGCUUUCUAAAGAAGUCUCCUGUCAAGAAUUGAAGGCUGAAAUGGAGAAGUACAAAGAGAACAAUGCCAGAAAAUCAUCUCUCCUCGCCUCUUUGAGAGACAGAGUUCAGGAGCUGGAGGAAGAAUCGGCAGCACUUUCCGCAUCUAAAAUUAGGACGGAAAUCACAGCUCACGCCGCAAUCACGGAGAGCCAGGAGUUAAAGAAGAAAGUUGUAGAACUAGACGAGAAAUUACAGAAGUGUUUAAAAGAAAAUGAGGAGAAUAAGAAUCAAGUCUCAAAGAACUGCAGAGAACAUGAGGAAUUUACAGCUCAACUGCGUGACUGCUUAGAUCCAGACAAGAAGAAUGAAAAGACAUCAGAUGAAGAUUUAAUUCUCAAGCUGAGGGAGCUGUGCAAGGAAAACGCCCUCGUGAAAGGACAGGUGGCUGCUCUUGAAGAGACCAUAAACGUCCAUGAGAUGGAGGCAAAAGCCGGCCGAGAGACGAUCAUGCGCCUGGCGUCCGAAGUGAACACGGAGCAGAAAAAAGCUGCUUCCUGCGCUGAGCAGAGAGACCAGCGGAACCAGGACUUGCUCAGGGCCGUGGAGGCAAAAGACGCCCUGGAAAAGGAAGUCACAAUCUUCCAAGAGAGGCUGCUUGCGGGCCAGCGGGCCUGGGAUGCCUCAAAGCGGGAGCUGAGCCUCCUGAAGACAGGCUGCCGCGAGCUGGAGGAAAGUCUGAAGGCCAGUCUGGCUGCGGCCGCAGCCUCGCAAAGCCAGCACUCCUUGUUUAGGGAGAGAGUCGCAGCCCUCCUCUGGGGCUGCGGGGGUGCAGCGGGGUCCACCGAGGAGGCCAUUUUGGAGAAGAUUCAAGAAAUGGGCAGCAAGGAAGAAAGCCAGAAACGGAUGGUUUCCCAGUUGGAAGCCCAAGUAUCUGAGCUUGUUGAACAGUUGGAAAGUGAGUCUGGGUUUCACCAGCAAGCUCUGCAGAGAGCCCAGAAAGCAGAAAACAAGGUGGAGACCCUUCAGGGCCAGCUGACACACCUGGAGGGGGAGCUGGUGUCUGGAGACGUUUUACGGGACAACUUGAAUUUUGAGAAACAAAAAUAUCUUAAAUUUCUGGAUCAGCUCUCACAGAAAAUGAAAUUGGACCAGAUGGCUGCUGAACUUGGCUUUGACAUGCGUCUGGAUGUAGUUUUAGCUCGCACAGAGCAGCUGGUGCGCCUCGAGAGCAACGCCGUCAUUGAAAACAAGACUAUUGCCUACAAUUUACAGAGAAAGCUCAAGACUCAGAAAGAAAGACUGGAGAGCAAUGAACUGCACCUGAACCUCCUCAGGCAGAAGAUUGUCCAGCUGGAAGAGGAGAAGCGGGUGCGGAUGGCCCUGGCUGUGGAGAGGGACGAGGCCAACGCCACUGUCCAGAGGUUGCAGAAGAAGGUGGAGAGGCUGCAGAAGGAGCUGAGCGUGUGUCGAGAAUCGAACACUGAGCUCAAAGCCAAACUGGCUGACACGAAUGAGCUGAAGAUUAAAACUUUGGAACAGACCAAAGCCAUUGAAGACCUAAAUAAAUCCAGAGACAAACUGGAGAAGAUGAAGGAGACAGCUGAGAAAAAGCUACUGUCUGUCAAGUCAGAGCUGGACAGCGCAGAGCAUGAGGCCAAGGAGGACAAAGAGAGGGCCAGGACCAUGAUAGAGGUGGUAACCAGCGAAGUGAAGACCCUGAGAAAAUCUCUGGAGGAAGCAGAAAAGAGAGAAAAACAGCUGGUGGACUUUAGGGAGGUGGUUUCCCAGAUGCUGGGCUUGAACAUGACCAGCCUUGCUCUUCCUGACUAUGAAAUCAUCAAAUGUCUUGAAAGACUGAUCCAUUCCCACCAGCAUCACUUUGUCACCUGUGCCUGCUUCAAAGAUGUGACUACCAGGCAAGAUAGAUACCUGCAAGACCACUUAAAACUUCUUCAUUGAACACCGUAUCUCUUGAGGGAUAUGGAGUUAAGAGAUGGGACACUAUGCUCAAUUUAAUAAAUUCUCCAAAUCUUUGAUAUUUGAUCAGUAGGUGAAUGUUGUAUACUUUGAUAAUAGAAUGAGACUCCAUUGUUGGCAACAAGUAGUCUUAAAGGAAGUUACAUGUUCAGCACUAAACACACCUGUUACUUCAUUUGCUAGCACUUUGGUACCCAGGAGAAUUCCACUAGGUUGUAUAUCUAGAAUGGGAAAUGUCUGUUGGGAAUGAACAUUUAUGGGGCAUCUAUUAUGAGUCAGAGGCUUUAUUACCCAAUUUAAUUCUUGUAAUAACCAUGGGGGGAAGCUUUAACAUUUUUAUUUUACAACCUCUCUGAGGCUCGGAGAGGGUGUUACCUCCCCAAGGUCGCAGCUGGCCGGUGACAGGCCAGGAUGCACAACCGUGUUGACUCCGUAUCAAAGGCCAUGUCCUCUCUGCAUCCACACAGUCCUCUGGGUUCUCCUGGGUCCUGUGUUUUGGGUGAAAAUUGCCUGAAUAAAGGAAGGAAAAUAUCCAUGCUGUCAAGAAUUGAAGGCCAAAUGUAACUGAGAUUUGUGAGUGUAACCUAUAUGAAGUUUUAAAAAAGCAAUACACCUAAUCAUUUGGAUUAAACAUGCAUGGUCUGAGGUCCUAUAAGAAACUUAGGUGUUUUAAAAUGUUGCUGCCAGAUUGUUCCUGUACAUUCCCUAAGUGCAGUCUUUAAUAAACUUUUCAUUUUCUCUGUAAAUUUAU
Messenger RNA from Pteronotus mesoamericanus, 2935 nucleotides. RefSeq names its product coiled-coil domain containing 170 (gene CCDC170). Bases 1 to 2166 code for a protein of 721 amino acids. Gene Ontology annotation, molecular function: microtubule binding. The record is from RefSeq and is a predicted model, not a curated record. The transcript has 11 exons. Gene Ontology annotation, cellular component: Golgi apparatus. Gene Ontology annotation, biological process: microtubule cytoskeleton organization. NCBI's taxonomy places the organism in Eukaryota, Metazoa, Chordata, Mammalia, Chiroptera, Mormoopidae.